AUGCCGGGACGCGCGACGCCGACGCCGAGCGAGGCGCCGACGCACGGGCGCGGCGAGGGCGUGGGCGCGGAUUUCACGCGCACGGUGGGUUUUUCAGUGCCGAGCGCGAUCGGGCACGCGCACGACGCCGGGAGGGACCACGCGCGGUCUGGGGUGGCCAAGGCGUUGUCGGCGUAUCACGCGGCGUCGACGGCGUCGAACGAGCGGGAGAGCGGACGGGAGACGGAGAGGCGAUCGAUCGAGAUCGAGGACGGGACGCGAGGCGGCGCGGCGGGGACGGAUGACGUCGAGGUGGGGUCGAGGUCGCCGGUGAUGAUACUCCCGUCGACGGCGCGCGGGCAAGGAAGCGCGGGACGGAUGAUGGGGACGAAAGGGCCGAGAGAGGCGCGGGUGAGCGGUGGGGAGGGACGGGCGCUCGCGACGGAGUUCGCGCGAAAGGCGACGACGGCGGCGGCGGAGACGACGGUGGAGACGAAUUCUGGGACGACGGUUGCGGUGACAGACGUCCGGGGAGUCGAUACCGAGGUCGCGCGCGCGAAUGAGCCGGUGGAGAAGGAGGUUUCCGUGACGGAGGAGAAGCGUUCGAGCGCGAGGGCGGAUGAGGCGCCCGCGGAGAAGAAGGAAAGGAAGGACAAAACGGGCGGUCCGCCGCGUGAUAUUCCGGAGAAGAAACCACCGAUGACCAAGGCGGAUCGACGGGCGUUACAAGAGGCGCAACGCGCGGCCAAGGCGGCGAAACAGGCGGAAGCCGGCGGGGCGGCAAAGAAGCCGGCGGCUGACUCGAACGCCAGGGUAGGCGCCGACGCGCCCGCGCCCGCGGUCAAGGGAUCGGAGGACAAGGCGCUGACGUCGACGAAAAAGAAGGCACCGGCGGUGGUGGCGAGUUCGGCGUUGAAAUCCGGUGUGUCACACCUGCGCAGCGCGAACAAGGAUUUCGUGCCCAACGUCUCGGUGCAUCCGGCGGUGGAGCGUUUGGCGGUGAACUACGCUCGAGGAAUUACGAAGGGCGCUCGCGAACGCGUGAGCGCGCUUUUGCUAGUCCUUCGUGCCGUCGUCGAGAGCUUCAAAGUGCCCGAUGACUCGACGUAUGCUGUGUCGCUGACGCAAACGAUUAACCAAGUGGUGCACACGCUGGACAAGGCGCGUCCAAUGGGCGUCGCCAUGGGCAACGCGGUUCGUUCGCUGAAGACGCAUCUGGCUCGUGUUUCCAGAGAGGAGGCUCAGGGAGUAAGCUGGGAAAAGUGCAGGCAGCAAACGCUCAUGCACAUCGAUUACUUCAUCAAGGAAAAGCUCGAGCUCGCCAUUGCGUCCAUCACCGACACCGGCGUGGCGAAGAUUGAGAACGGUGAUACAGUCGUGACGCACGGUGCGUCUCGGGUCGUUCGCGAAAUUUUGCUCAGGGCACACGCGAACGGCGUCCAGUUCACCGUCGUCGUCGUCGAUAGCCGUCCGUCGAGCGAAGGCGCCGGUAUUCUUAGCGAUUUGUGCGCGCAGGGCAUCGACUGCGUCUUCACUGCGCUGAACGGAUUGAGCUACAUCAUGGAACACGCGACCAAGGUGUUGAUCGGUGCCGCGGCGUGCCUGAGUAACGGCGCCGUGGUCUCAAGAAUCGGUGCCAGCGCGGUCGCGCACGCCGCCGUAGAGCGCUCGAUCCCUGUGUUUGUCGCUGCGGAGACGUGCAAGUUCCACGAGCGUGUGCAGUUCGACGCCUUCGCGUUCAACGAACUCGGCGCCACCGAAGACGUCAUUAGAGUCCGAGGUGUCGACGGCGUCCUCGCGUCCGCGGGCGAUGUGGGCAGCCUCUCCAUCAUCAACCUCGCCUACGACAUCGUCCCAGCCAAGUGCGUCGAGUCGAUAAUAUGUGAAGUCGGCGAGAUCGUCCCGAGCGAGGUCCCGUGCCACAUUCUUCCGCACUAG
This is a messenger RNA of Ostreococcus tauri, 1917 nucleotides long. Its product is annotated as Initiation factor 2B-related. The transcript has a single exon. Bases 1 to 1917 code for a protein of 638 amino acids. Lineage: Eukaryota; Viridiplantae; Chlorophyta; Mamiellophyceae; Mamiellales; Bathycoccaceae. The record is from RefSeq and is a predicted model, not a curated record.